AUGGAAAAUGAUCCAACUAUUGUUUAUCAAAAGAAUCCUUCAGUGAUGUUUAAUGGCCGAAUGUUGGUUGGACCAGAACCACGGCCACUAAUAACAGAUGGCAAAGAUGUUGCUAGCACUUCAGAGGAAGUGGAACAGCCACUGUUACUAACUACAAAGGAUGGUGAAAUCUCCUUACUAGCUGAAGAAGUGUAUCUUGCCGUUGAAAGAACCAAGUAUGAAAUCCCAAACAAUUACAGCCAAGUUUUAGCUAGUGAGCAGAAAGUGAAAUGGCUAAUUGCUAUUUUAAAUGAGCUCACUGCCUUAAAAAUCAACAAAGUAUACGAAGAGGUUGAUUAUGUCGAAGGCAUGAAGACUGUAAAUUCCAGAUGGGUCUUCAGUGUUAAGCCAAAGCCAGUGAAGAAGUAUUCAAAGCUCGUUUGGUGUGUAAAGGUUUUUCACAAGAAAGGGGAGUGA
Molecule: messenger RNA, 456 nt
Organism: Saccharomycopsis crataegensis
Lineage: Eukaryota; Fungi; Ascomycota; Saccharomycetes; Ascoideales; Saccharomycopsidaceae
Exons: 1
Coding region: 1-456 (151 amino acids)
Source: RefSeq, a predicted model, not a curated record